GUCACACAAUACCAUGGCGGGUGAGGGAUGAGACAACGUGAGUUUACUGGUGAGUCGCGUUCCACACCGCGCUGUGGAAAGAACGAGUCGUUAGGCUGAUGUAUAAAUAACAACAAAACGACUAACAUGGAAAGUCCUGGCGGGAAAGGAAAUGAAAAACACCAUCGCGGUGAAAUUCAUUUAUCAGCUACGAUUUCAUCAAACCAAGAUGGCGAACAUUCUGUGUGUGAGAGGCUGGCGUCCAAUCUUCAGGACAGUCCAGAAAUACCUAAGGUUGGAGGGUCUGAAUCGAAACAUAACAGUUCAUCCACGUUGCAUCCAAAGCCUCUUGAGGAGUUACCACGGCUUAACUUCCAGAUCCCCAGGAAGAACAAAGAAAAGAGAGCACUCUUCCAGAAUAUCUCCUCAGACUCCAGAGAGUUUGCAGACAUCAUGAAAACAAUCGCCACCUGUUACAAAGAUGCGGCAUCAGCUGGGACCUUUGUAUACGACAAACUUCGCCUGGUCCACAAUGAGCUUUUGGAGAAAGAAUUUGUUGAGAAGAGAAAAGAACUGAAACAGGAUGGGCGUACAGAGAAGGAGCUGUCAGAGUCUUUCUGUUUCCUGCUCUGUGAUGCCUUCAAAAUUCCUGGGAUCUGUGAAAAGGGUUUAACAGUUGGCCACAGUUGGAUGAGCAUGCUGGGUCAUCCCUCUAAAGGUGUUUAUCUGAGUAAGUGCUCAGAUUUGCUGCAGGUCAGUCCCUUUGAUGUGGGAGCCACUGGAGAGAUUAUUAUCUUUAAAGUUAUAAAGGGUAAAGUAAAAAGUAUAUACGAGAAUAUGUCCAAAAGUCUGGAUCCCACCCCAAAAUUUGACAGCCAUUAUUCUAAGAACGCCAACCGAGUGACCUCACUACAAUCAUACAGGGCAUUUGAGCUCACGCAGCAAUACUUCUACGAGUACUGUGAUUUUGAGAUCAGCAGCAGGCCGAGGCAUGUGUGUCCGUUUGCCGUCGUUUCGUUUCAGUAUAAAGGCAAAGAGGCUGCUCCUGUGUCCAAGCCGGUGCCUCUUCUGAGGUCGAACAGUCUCCCAUCUGGAACAGGAAGGACCAGUUAUACUGUAUGGAGAGGAUGUCUGAUGAAUGGGGGUAAAGAGGUAUUCCAGGUCUGCCUCCGCUCCCACUCACAACCCCUCUUACCCUUCAAACUGCCAGAUAAAGUGGAGAUUGGUACAGUGAUAAGUCAGGAGCAGCUGACACAGGAGAUACCAUCUGCUCUUUUCUCCUGGGACCUGUACUCUGGCAGCCAUGAAGUUUACAAGAGUGGACUAUACUGCAGCCUGUUUGAGGUGGUGGAAAAAAGCAAAGCUGGCAGUAGUUUGACUUUGUUUCUUGAGAAACUUGAGGGGAAAAGAAUGGUUCUUGUCAGCCCUGUGAUUGACAAGGGUUUCCUCUUCAUACUCUCCUCCACUCAGAUGGCUAAUUCAAAUGAGCGACGAGGAGGCUGGAAAAAUACUAGCAUACAUGCACUUUUUAUCUUUCCAGAGGCAAGGGAUGUGUCAAGAUUUUCAUUCAAACCACGUGCCACGGCGAAACCCUUACUCUCGGUGCCACAGGACCUGGUCAUGACCGACCUAGACACCUUCAUCCCAGCUUUGCACUAUGCUCUCUGCAAGGUGCGCUGCAACCCUCCAGGUGACCUCAGCGUCGGAGUGGAGCAGCAAGCCCACGAUUACCUCAGCAGCCGACGUGAAGGGAAACCCCUCCAGCGUAUCAGGGUCGAGUACGAUCACAAACUGGACGAAAGGGAGAAACUCUUUCCGGCUCCAAGGCAGAGAUUAAAAUGGGAAAGCUACCUCCACUCUUAUUUUUACGGCCCCAAAUACUUCAUGAUGCCAGUUCAAAAGGCUAAGGACUUGGUGGAGAAGUUCCGCUGUGUUCCUGAGCCUAGCCCUGUUACAGAAUCGGAGAACUUAGAUGACCCGACCUCUGCAGCAAGGCGUAAUGGACAACAUCAUGUUCAGGCUCAUGAAGACCCAGAGAGGUUGAAGGAACUUCUAAAACUCAUUCAGAUGAGUAAGAAAAAAGAGAGAGCCAAACAGGCAGUGAAGGACCAGGAGGGGACAACUCAGACUCUGAAACGGAAACUGGAAGAGGAAACGUUGAGUAUUGGUUCUAAGUGUCUGAGGAAGUCCUCCCUCAACAAUGGUGAUCAAAGAGAAGAAGAAGUCCAGUUCCCAUCAUCUCUAGCUGAGGUGAUAAACUGUGUUGGGCUCCAUGACACAGACCUAAGAAAGGACAAGUCACAGGGUGCACUGAAAUUAAUGAAGUGGCUGGACACACUCAGCCGAGCCACGGAAAACCCCUCUUCACUGGACACCACGGAGAGCAGAACUAGAACUGACACAGGAGACCCGGCGUCAGCUGAAACUACUUUAUAUGACAGUAUCAGAAGACUCGGACUCCCCACCAACUGUGACAUCGACCUCCGAAAUCGCUUUUCUGAUGACGAGCAGGAGGAGCAAGAAACAAACGAUCCUCUUGAGGAAGAAACUACUGGCAGCUUGAGUAGUCUGGAAGCAUUCAGUCCGUGCUCAGAUACUAACGGGCAGCGCCGCGGAGUUGAAAUGCCUGGAGAGAGGUCAAUACCAUGGGUCCUUAUUCCCAUCACCGGUUUGAAGACGGAAAGAUACUGUCAGAGACAGGAGGAUAAUCCAGAGGAUCCACGCUGCCUUCAAACUGCACCAACUUCAACCCAUACAGUUCCUGAAAAGAGCAGCUUUUCUCCUCCUGAACUACCAGAUAGUAGUUUCAUGGAGGAGGAACCAGUUGAAGUGAUGGAAGUGCAAAACACAAAUUUGACUGAUGAACUUAAGUCUUCACAUUGUCAGGAUCGGAGAACUCCUCUAAAUGAUGUCGACAGUAUCGUUGAUGAGCAACUCUGUGACUUUUCCUCUAAGAUGAUGAGCCUCCUGAGAGGGGAACGCGUGUACUAUACACCUAAUUACAGCAGCUCUCAAGCGCACACGCACACGCUGCAAACGCCUAUGACUCAGUUUUCUGAGUACGUGUCACACUUUAACACGCCUUUGCCUGUUCAUGGUUAUGUUAGCACGUUACAUGAUAGCAUUAUUUCAUUCAUUGACUCACAGCAGACUAAGCGUGAUAGCACGGCAGAUACAUCCUCAGCUGCAUCCUCUCUUGUCCAUUCCUCUACCUCUUCUUUUACACGGCCUGUCCCUGCUGCAGUGCCUGUAUCUGUUCCCUCUCACACGUAUCCCUCUGUUCCAGCCUCCUCCAGUGUUCCUCUAGCCAAACCUUCCUUAUGUUCUGUCCCUGACUCUCUUUCACUGUCCACCUCAGUUACCCAACCCUUAAGCCCUCACUGUAGUUCACCCAGGAUACAGAUAGACCAGUCAAGUCUACAUCUCCAAAGUAAGUGUGACGUCAAGCAGCCAGACCAAAAGGUACAAAGGACGCAUGGGUACAUGCAGGUAGAACCGGUCCCAGGCAGGUUAGACAGGCAGGAAGGUAGGGUUGUUCUCGAAUCGCAUCAUCUUGACGCUUCGGCUCCGUUGGUCCGCGAUGCUGACGAAAGUAUGGCUCUUUCGAGUGGAGCUUCAUCUGUGGAAGCCGCACCAGCCUCUCUCAGUAGCGUGAUCAGUCAGCUUCAGCCUGAGGUGAUCAGCAGCUUGGUGGAGAUCAUCAAAGGUGUGCAGAAGAACACUGUACACUUCUACAUCCACUCCCCAGGCGAGGAGGAGAGUGACGUCUGCUGGGAAAUAAAGGAGUACUUGAAGCGGCUAGGGAAUGCUGAGUGCAGUCCUCAGACUUUUCUGGAAAAAGAAAACAGUCAAGAUAGACUACUCAUCAUCAUCCAAAAUACUGACAUCGCUGCACAGAUUCAUAAGAUUCCUGCAUUGGUCUCCCUGAAAAAGUUGCCCUCUGUCAGUUUUGCCGGGGUCGACAACCUUGAUGACAUUAAGAACCACACGUACAACGAACUGUUUGUAUCUGGAGGUUUUAUUGUGUCAGAUGAGUUUGUCCUCAACCCUGAUUUCAUUACACAAGAGAGGCUUCAAGCUUUUCUUGACUUCUUGGAAGAGCUGAAUACUUCAGAGAGUAUAUGGAGGUGGAAAGUGCAUUGUAAAACACACAAAAAACUCAAAGAGCAAUGCAGGGUGAAAAGAGAGGCUCAGAAUCUGCUAAACAUCCUCACAACGUUUCAAAGGAGAAACAUUGUUGAAUUAUUGCCAUACCACGAGUGUGACGCGCCUUCACGCCAAACGCCUGACCUUGACUGCCUGGUGAAGCUCCAAGCACAGUACAUACAGCACCGUCACAUCAUCUUCCUCACAGAACGCCGGUUUGAGAUGUUUCCUCAGUAUUCUAGUAACGGUAUAGUGAUUGCUAACAUUGAUGACAUAAUGAACAGUAUGGAUAGUCUUAUUGGUGUCCAUCACAGAAAGGACAAACCCACACCAUCUUAUGAUUAUCCUUCCCCCGGUACAUCAACAUUGAAGACCGAGGACAUGUCAUUGGAUUCUGAACAGGAGGCUAGGGAAUCCAUCCCUCAGGACAGAGCUGACCGCCGGCCUGUUCCUCCAAGUGAUCCGUAUCCUCCAAUCGCUGACCAGCUAGGUCCAGACCCUGCACCUCUGUCCUCACCUACCACUGGAACGCCAAGCCGAUUAGACUUUGAUGCUCUAAAAUCAGCCAUUUCCCAAUUCAAAGCCUCAAAAGCAGCCCAGAUGCAGCUAGAUUCUAACACAGGUCGUGCAUCCCCAACAGCUUUUCACGUUAACCCACAUCAAAGUUUCCUCAGUCUGGGGAGUUUGGCUUCCUCCUACAUGAGCAGCUCACUAAUUAGCAAUACAUCCAAUAGUCCUACUUCCUCUCUCUCUUCAGUUCACAUGCAGUCGGUUAGUCAAGAGAAACUUGGUUCCACAUCGCAGUCAGUGGAUGGGGGCACUGCUCAGAGCCGGUCAAACUUUCCUAAUUCAGAAAUGGACAGAGCUAUGAUGUUCAGGCCUGAAGACGGACUGAGCACUACCCCAAGAGGUGAUGUGCAAAGAGGAGGUGCUGCUGGUACAAUUGGAUCCGCAGGCCCUGUUGAUAUAAUAUCUACCAGUUACGUAACUUCUGAAAUCUCUGGAAAUAAUUCUAACAUGUCCGUCGAUGCUGCAUCCAGCCCAAAAGAUACUGUGGCUUCUGACAGUUCCAUAAACCAUCCAGACAGUACAAGUAGCAUAUCUGAGACAGCUGCAGGGCAGGAUCUAGUGACCACUAGUAGCUCCUGCAUUCCACAGGUAAAGAAUAUGACUACCUCCAAGGAAGCUCCCAGUCAUGCCAGCCAGGCUCCUCCUCCCUCAGUACCUAGAGUUGUUGGGCAUGGGAGAGAGAACAUUGCAACACAUGCUGAUGGCAUGAUUCUGCAACGCAAUAGCCUGUUGUCUCUCCCAGCCAAUCUAAGCAGCCAAGGCCUUGUUGCUCACAAUGGUCUCAGGUCUCCUCUGUUGAAUAGUACAGUGGGCCUGGGGGUGGUUGGACCAACAGGUUUUACGGGACUCUUGCCCAACAAUAACAUGCAAAUGGCUUUUGGCGGCUUGGCACAAGGAGGUACGUCAAGCAUGUGGGGCAUUCAGCAUGGCGUGGGGAUGGGACACGUUCACCAGACUCAGUUCAUUCAGAGCUACGCCUGGCGGGGGAACCAUCCCACGUUACAGGGGCGCGGCCAGCCCCCUCACAGAGGAGGCUACAAAGGCUGGUGAACAUUCGAUUAACUAACAAUGUAUGUGCAUAGUGAAACUUGAUAAAGA
Chanos chanos (milkfish) is the source of this 5793-nucleotide messenger RNA. It is a transcript of the gene tasora, whose product is annotated as transcription activation suppressor a. NCBI's taxonomy places the organism in Eukaryota, Metazoa, Chordata, Actinopteri, Gonorynchiformes, Chanidae. Gene Ontology annotation, cellular component: nucleoplasm; heterochromatin. Gene Ontology annotation, molecular function: chromatin binding. The record is from RefSeq and is a predicted model, not a curated record. The transcript has 23 exons. The coding region runs from base 127 to 5745 and encodes 1872 amino acids. Gene Ontology annotation, biological process: negative regulation of gene expression, epigenetic; protein localization to heterochromatin.